Molecule: messenger RNA, 3966 nt
Organism: Cyclocybe aegerita
Lineage: Eukaryota; Fungi; Basidiomycota; Agaricomycetes; Agaricales; Hemipholiotaceae
Source: the annotation of a GenBank genome assembly
AUGGUCGACUCACGACCGAGUAGCACCGACGAAAAGGCUACUGUCGUCGGAGACAAGCCCAAGGGUUUCUUCUCCCGCAAAAAGGCUGCCAAAGUCCACCCCGACGAUACCCCCAAUGAGAAAAAUGGAGACGCGUCUGCAGAGGUCAAACCUGCAGAGUCAGAUAUCCCUCCUGUCUCCUUUUUUGAGCUGUUCCGAUACUCAACUUCGUACGAAAUCUUCAUUAACUGCAUCGGGCUAAUAGCAGCGGCGGGUGCGGGCGCGGCUCAACCCCUCAUGUCCCUGCUAUUCGGUAAUCUCACCCAGGACUUCGUCAACUUCUCUGUGGUUCUCUCUGCUGCGCAAGCUGGUAACGCAACUGCCGCCGCCAACGUCCCAGAGGCAGCAGCGAACUUCCGGAGUUCAGCUGGAGAGAGUGCGAGUUACUUGGUCUAUAUCGGUAUCGCCAUGUUUGUUUGCACGUUCUUGUACAUGUACAUAUGGGUUUACACCGGAGAGGUCAACGCAAAGCGAAUCCGUGAACGUUAUCUUCAGGCGGUUCUCCGUCAGAAUAUCGCCUUCUUUGACGAUGUAGGCGCCGGUGAAGUCGCAACCCGAAUUCAAACGGAUACUCACUUGGUCCAACAAGGAAUGUCAGAGAAGGUCGCGCUUGUUGUCAGUUUCCUGGCAGCAUUCGUCACUGGUUUCAUCCUCGCAUACGCUCGCUCCUGGCGCUUGGCACUUGCUAUGUCUUCCAUUUUGCCUUGCAUUGCGAUCGCAGGUGGUGUCAUGAACAAGUUCAUCUCCAUGUACAUGCAGCUGUCUCUCAAACAUAUUGCGCAUGGCGGUAGUAUCGCCGAAGAGGUCAUUUCGACGAUCCGAACGGCACAGGCUUUCGGUACUCAAAAAAUCCUGGCAAGACUCUACGAUGAUCGUGUCGAUGAAUCCCUGAAAGUCGACAUGAAGGCGUCCGUGUGGCAUGGAGGGGGUCUCGCAGUGUUCUUCUUUGUGAUUUACUCCUCAUAUGCACUAGCUUUCAGCUUCGGUACCACCCUCAUCAACCAAGGACAUGCGACCCCUGGAUCUGUUGUUAACGUUCUCCUGGCUAUUUUGAUCGGUUCCUUUUCGCUCGCUCUUCUCGCCCCUGAGAUGCAAGCCAUCACCCAUGGCCGUGGUGCGGCUGCUAAACUUUACGACACCAUUGAUCGCGUACCGGAAAUCGACUCGGCUGAUCCGAGUGGUCUCAAGCCAGAGCAGAUUGACGGUGAAAUUGUUCUCGAGGGCGUCAGGUUCGCGUAUCCUUCUCGCCCGAGCGUCGAAGUCGUGAAGGGCUUGGACCUCACCUUCCAGGCUGGCAGAACUGCUGCUCUCGUUGGUGCGUCUGGAUCCGGUAAAUCGACCAUCAUUUCCCUCGUCGAACGCUUCUACGACCCCACCGCUGGAACUGUGAAGCUCGACGGCCGCAACGUCAAGGACCUCAACUUGAGAUGGCUCCGCUCGCAAAUUGGUCUUGUCUCUCAGGAGCCUACUCUCUUCGCCACCACCAUCAAGGGCAAUGUCGCUCAUGGUCUGAUUAACACCAAGUGGGAGCACGCCUCGGAAGAGGACAAGGACAAGCUCAUCAAGGAGGCCUGCAUUAAGGCUAACGCGGAUGGAUUCAUUACUAAGUUGCCGCUUGGAUAUGAGACCAUGGUCGGCGAACGUGGAUUCUUGCUUUCUGGUGGGCAGAAGCAGCGUGUGGCCAUCGCUCGCGCUAUCGUCUCGGAUCCCCGUAUCUUGCUGUUGGACGAGGCUACUAGCGCCCUCGACACCCAGUCUGAAGGUAUUGUGCAGGACGCUUUGGACAAAGCUUCUGCCGGACGUACUACCAUCACCAUUGCUCAUCGUCUCUCGACCAUCAAGGACGCCGAUGUUAUCUAUGUCAUGGGCGACGGCCUCGUCCUCGAACAAGGAACCCACAACUCGCUCCUCGAAGCUGACGGCGCGUACGCGCGCCUCGUUACCGCACAGAAACUCCGCGAACACACCGAAUCCCACCUGGAGAUCGAUGAUUCCGAAUCAGAGAUUUCGCAGAAGGAUAUGGAGAAGGCUGCCCGCGAGGAGAUCCCCCUUGGUCGUAGAAACACCCAACAGUCGCUCGCAAGUGAGAUCCUCGAACAGAAGCGCAAGGCGCGCGAGGCUGCUGGAGGCGAGAAAGAGGAAGCGUUCGGCAUGUUAUACUUGUUCCAGCGCAUGGCUCCUCUCAUCCGCGACCAGUGGAAAAACUAUAUCAUUGGCUCUAUCUUUGCCUGCAUGACUGGAUUGGUCUAUCCCGCUUUUGGUGUUGUGUACGCAAAGGGUAUUGAAGGUUUCUCUGCCCUGGAUAAUGCCAGCCGGCGUUUUCAAGGUGACAGGAACGCGCUGUGGCUGUUCGUCAUCGCUGUCAUCUCGACGAUGGCCAUCGGCUUCCAGAACUAUCUCUUCUCGGCUUCAGCGUCCACGUUGACAGCGCGCUUGCGUACACUUAGCUUCAAGGCUAUUUUACGGCAGGACAUUGAAUUCUUUGACAAGGAUUCAAACAGCACUGGAGCUUUGACCGCUCAACUCAGCGACAACCCUCAGAAGGUCAACGGUCUCGCGGGUAUUACUCUCGGUGCCAUCGUGCAGUCCGUCGCUACCCUUAUCGGCGGCUCCAUCCUCGGUCUCAUCUUCAUCUGGAGGGUCGGUCUCGUCGGUAUUGCAUGCACCCCUCUCCUCGUGUCAACCGGUUACAUCCGCCUUCGCGUGGUCGUGCUCAAGGAUCAGGCGAACAAGAAGGCCCAUGAAGACUCCGCGCAACUGGCCUGCGAGGCUGCUGGUUCUAUCCGGACCGUCGCCUCCCUCACGAGGGAAGAAGACUGCGUGAGGCUGUACAGCGAGAGUCUCGAGGAGCCCCUCCGCAAGUCGAACAAGACCGCUUUCUGGAGUAACCUGCUCUACUCGUUCUCGCAGGCUUGUGGCUUCUUCGUCAUUGCUCUUAUCUUCUGGUAUGGCGCCACCCUUGUGUCAAAGCAGCAGGCAACCACCUUCGAGUUCUUCGUCGGUCUCAUGAGCACGACCUUCGGCGCCAUCCAAGCUGGCAAUGUAUUCUCGUUCGUUCCUGAUAUCUCGUCGGCCAAGGGCGCCGGCUCUGACAUCAUCAAGUUGCUCGACUCCGUUCCGGAAAUCGACGCCGAGUCCAAGGAGGGCAAGGUCGUCGACCAGAAGGCGGUCGAAGGCCACAUCAAGUUCGAGAACAUCCACUUCAGGUACCCCACUCGUCCUGGUGUCCGUGUUUUGCGCGAUCUCUCGUUUGAGGUUGAGCCAGGCACCUAUAUCGCCUUGGUCGGAGCCAGUGGGUCGGGCAAGAGUACGGCUAUCCAACUGAUCGAGCGGUUCUAUGACCCUCUCGCCGGAGAAGUCUACCUUGACGGCGAGCGUAUUACCGACCUGAACAUCCAAGAAUAUCGCAAGCAUCUGGCAUUGGUCUCGCAGGAGCCGACAUUGUAUGCUGGAACUGUUCGCUUCAACAUCAUGCUCGGCGCUAUCAAGCCUGCCUCGGAAGUUACACAAGAGGAGAUCGAGGAGGCUUGCCGAAACGCAAACAUCUUGGAGUUCAUUCAGGGACUGCCUCAGGGCUUCGAUACCGAAGUCGGUGGCAAGGGUUCACAAUUGUCUGGUGGCCAAAAACAACGUAUUGCCAUUGCCCGUGCCCUACUGCGCAACCCCAAGGUGCUUCUGCUGGAUGAGGCUACCUCCGCGCUUGACUCCAACUCCGAGAAGGUCGUGCAAGCCGCACUCGAUCAAGCAGCGAAGGGCAGGACGACGAUCGCCAUUGCACACAGGUUGUCGACGAUUCAGAACGCAGACCGAAUCUACUUUAUCAAGGACGGCCAUGUCAGCGAAUCGGGCACGCACGACCAACUGCUGGCGAAACGCGGCGACUAUUACGAAUAUGUGCAGCUGCAGGCGCUGAGCAAACGCGAGUAA